Molecule: messenger RNA, 2196 nt
Organism: Anopheles merus
Lineage: Eukaryota; Metazoa; Arthropoda; Insecta; Diptera; Culicidae
Exons: 1
Coding region: 1-2196 (731 amino acids)
Biological process (GO): proteolysis
Molecular function (GO): aspartic-type endopeptidase activity
Source: RefSeq, a predicted model, not a curated record
AUGAUAGAGAGCGAGAAACAAAUAAACGUCGUGACUGACGGGAAGUAUAAUCGCAACGGUCCAAAGUGGCAAAUGAACCGCGGUAACGGAGGAGCGCAACGUGAUAUGCAACCGGCUAAGUCCACUACAAAAUGUUGGCUUUGUGGUGAGGGGCACUAUGCUCAAAAGUGCACGUAUAGAAAUUACAAGUGCAGGCAGUGUCAAAAAUAUGGUCAUAAGGAAGGGCACUGUGGGGCAGCGGCACGUUUUAUCGCAUCGAAAACCCACAGCAAAGUGAGAACAGUCCUCGUGAACAUGGUCAACAGUAAGGGCAAAGGUCACGUGAACGUGAUAUUGAAUGGUGAGCCAAUGAAAAUGAUGGUGGACACGGGCGCUGAUAUUUCGAUUAUAUCAAUCGAGCAAUGGAGGACCAUAGGACAGCCUCCAUUGUGCCCGCCAUCCGUGAAGGCAAAAACGGCUUCGGGUAGCCAACUGAAAAUCCUAGGAGAAUUUUGUGCUCAUGUGGCUUUGAAGCAGCAAGUUAAACGAUGUACGAUGAGAGUCACUGAGGAGCCGCUGAUGUUACUAGGUGCUGAUUUGAUGGAAGUUUUUGGAUUGUGGGAUGUUCCAUUGGCGUCGGUGUGCAAUCGUGUGUGUGUAGCAACGGUUAGUCUAGAGGCAGUAAAAAGGGAUUUUGAAGGAUUAUUUUCCCACGAGUUGGGGCACUGCAUGAAAGCAAAAGUGAGGAUGGAGCUGAAAAAGGAUGCAGCCCCUGUAUUUCGUCCAAAGCGUCCUGUUUCAUAUGCGAUGCGCCCCGCUGUAGACGAGGAGCUAGACCGGCUGGAAAAAGAAGGUAUAAUAACCCGUGUUAAUUUUUCAACUUGGGCUGCGCCUAUAGUGGUAGUGCGCAAGGCGAGUGGAAGCAUUCGUAUAUGUGGCGACUACUCAACGGGGUUGAAUGAUGCACUCCAGCCUCACCAGUAUCCGAUCCCGCUGCCGGAGGAUAUUUUUUCAACGUUGGCAAAUUCGGCCAUGUUUAGCCAGAUAGACCUCACCGAUGCGUUCCUACAGGUUGAAGUGGAACAAGAGUGCAGAGAGCUGCUAACGGUUAACACACACAGAGGGUUAUAUGCUUAUAACCGACUUCCGCCUGGGGUGAAGGUCGCACCAGGAGCCUUCCAGCAGUUAAUGGAGACCAUGCUAGCUGGGUUAAAGGAUGUGGCGGUGUACCUAGAUGACAUCGUGAUUGGCGGAACGGAUGAACACACCCACAUGGGAAACCUACGCGCGGUGCUCGUGAAGAUGCAGGAAUAUGGGUUCAAAAUAAAGCCUGAAAAGUGUAACUUUUUCCAAAAGCAAAUUAAAUAUCUUGGUCAUAUUUUAGAUCGUGAUGGACAACGCCCGGAUCCUGCCAAGAUUGAAGCGAUUGUGAAGAUGCCUUCCCCGAAGAAUCCUGCUGAAGUACGCUCAUUCCUAGGAGCGAUAAACUAUUAUGGGAAGUUUGUGCCGCAAAUGAGGAAUCUUCGUUACCCGCUUGAUGAGCUAUUAAAAAAAGAUGGGCAAUGGUAUUGGAGUCCAGAAUGUCAGAUUGCAUUUGACACGUUUAAGCGGUUGUUAAGCUCAGACCUCCUUCUGACUUAUUAUGACCCAAAGAAACCGAUAAUAGUGGCAGCUGAUGCGUCGUCAGUGGGAGUAGGAGCCACUAUUAGCCACAGAAUGCCAGAUGGCACGAUAAAAAUAGUUCAGCAUGCAUCACGCGCUCUUACUAAAACUGAAACAAACUAUAGUCAGCCAGAUCGUGAAGGAUUAGCAACAAUUUAUGCGGUGACUAAGUUUCAUCGAAUGAUCUUUGGGCGACGUUUCACGCUCCAAACGGAUCAUGCACCCUUGCUGCGUAUUUUUGGCUCGCGCUCUGGAAUACCAGUGUAUACCGCGAAUAGAUUGCAACGCUGGGCGUUGACGCUGCUGCUGUAUGAUUUCAGCAUUGAAUACGUAUCUACGGAGAAAUUUGGUAAUGCUGACGUGUUGUCGCGCUUGAUUGCAAAUCAUGAGAAACCGGAUGCAGAAUAUGUUAUUGCUAGCAUCGAAACAGAGAGGGAUUUGCAAGCCAUGAUUGGCUGCGUAACGCAAAUAAUGCCAUUGACAUUAGAAGAAGUGCUGAAUGAAACCAACAAAGACCCGGUAUUAAGAAAUGUUAGAGAUUAUGUGAUUAUGUAA